Aureobasidium pullulans EXF-150 is the source of this 843-nucleotide messenger RNA. RefSeq lists its product as uncharacterized. Gene Ontology annotation, molecular function: catalytic activity. NCBI's taxonomy places the organism in Eukaryota, Fungi, Ascomycota, Dothideomycetes, Dothideales, Saccotheciaceae. Bases 1 to 843 code for a protein of 280 amino acids. The transcript has a single exon. The record is from RefSeq and is a predicted model, not a curated record.
AUGGCACCUCCAACAGAUCGCAAGCAAAUUCUUGACAACUUCCGCAAGCAGAUCGAUGCCGGAAAGCCUAUCGUCGGAGCAGGUGCGGGCAUCGGCCUUUCUGCCAAGUCGAUUGAAGCAGGCGGCGGCGACCUAAUCAUCAUCUACAAUAGCGGACGCUUCCGAAUGGCGGGUCGAGGGUCUUUGGCAGGACUCAUGCCUUUCAGCAAUGCCAAUGAUGUCGUUGUUGAUAUGGCCAAAGAAGUGCUGCCUAUCGUGGAGCACACCCCCGUCAUAGCCGGAGUAUGUGGCACCGACCCUUUCAAGGACAUGCCUCGAUUCUUGUCACAACUCCGCGACUUGGGCUUCGCUGGUAUUCAGAAUUUUCCUACUGUGGGCUUGAUCGAUGGCCAGUUUCGUGCGAACCUCGAGGAGACCGGCAUGGGUUACGACAAAGAAGUCGAGAUGGUACGACUGGCUGCCGAGAUGGGUAUCCUGACAACACCCUACGUCUUCAACGUCGAGGAAGCCAAGGCCAUGGCUGGUGCUGGAGCCGAUGUUGUUGUCGCACAUAUGGGCCUUACAACCAGCGGCACGAUAGGCGCUCAGACUGGCAAAUCUCUGGAAGACUGCGUCAAGGACGUACAAGCCAUCAAGGAUGCGGCUACCGAAGUCAAGAAAGACAUUAUUGUGCUCUGCCAUGGCGGACCUAUCGCAAAACCGGAAGAUGCGAGGUUCGUUCUGGAGAGAGUCAAGGGUUUGCACGGCUUCUUCGGCGCCAGCUCGAUGGAGCGCCUACCAGUCGAAGACGCAAUCAAGAGUGUGACGGCAGAAUUCAAGGACAUCGCAGUACAAAAAGCGUAA